Messenger RNA from Aspergillus tanneri, 1407 nucleotides. RefSeq names its product putative proline utilization protein PrnX-like. The coding region runs from base 1 to 1407 and encodes 468 amino acids. Gene Ontology annotation, cellular component: cytoplasm. The record is from RefSeq and is a predicted model, not a curated record. NCBI's taxonomy places the organism in Eukaryota, Fungi, Ascomycota, Eurotiomycetes, Eurotiales, Aspergillaceae. The transcript has a single exon.
AUGCCGUUAACGAUUAUCUCUCAAGCGCAGUUGCGCUCCCUUCUCUUGUCUCUGACUCGGGAUGAGAUUAUCACACUGCAGCAGAACCUCGCCCAAGCCUUACGAGAGUACUCGACUGGAAACCAGGAAAACGGCUGCGCUGCUACCUACCAACCACAGAGAACCGCCAUUACGCGACGGAAUGGCUGCACGACGCUAUUUAUGCCCGCCACGACUGGCCGCACACUCGGGAUAAAGACAGUUUCGCUGCAGGAUGGCGGUGCCGCAGGAUGCGCCGUGGACUCCCGGCCGGAUAUCUCCCCUGACGACAAGACAGCGUCGAGAUCCCAUAGACACCGAGACUCAAUGUCUUCUCUCGCGUCCGACAUUAGUGACCUCUCGACUUCGUCGCAGGAAGGUGGUAGUGGCAACAGCAGCUCCCGCACGUCGAGCAGCCAAUCACUACCGUCUGGCUGUGUGAACAGACAGCCAGUCAACACUGGAAUGUCCAGCACGAUGGGAGCAUGGCCCUCUGCGGGCUCUCGAGACACCUCGCCGCAGGGGAGCUUGACUCUACUUGACAAGAAGAGCAUGCCGUUUGGACUGAUUAAUGCCCACGAGCUGACACCGUUCCGCACGGCGCUGACGGCGAUGAUGGUGUUCGGCAAACGCAAGCGGGUGCGCACCAUCGUGGUGUUCGGAGCCGGUAAGCAAGCCUACUGGCACAUUCGGCUGGCUCUAGUGCUGCGGGGUUCGGAUAUCAAACGAGUGUUCAUCGUGAAUCGGUCUUUUGAUCGGGUUGCCCGGCUUCUGCAGGAUAUCUACUCCCCAGAGAAUUCCAGCUGGCGCGGAGACGUGAAAUUCUCAGCAGUCAGCAGCGACUUUGGCGAGUACUCGCGCAUUCUCCACAAUGCCCUCCACAAGGCGGAUGCGAUUUUCUGCUGCACACCCUCCAUCAAGCCACUCUUCCCGGCGGAGAUGCUCACCUCACGCGAGGCUCGGAAAAAGGGACGACUGAUCAGCGCCAUCGGCUCGUACAAGCCACACAUGACGGAGCUGCAUCCCGAUAUCCUGCGAGACGAGGUCGACACGCAUCACUCCCACCGACAUUUCCACAAACACGUCAAGCGGAGCGGCGUGAUAGUAGUGGACAGUCUUGAGGCCGCCUUGAAAGAGGCGGGAGAGAUCAUCCAGGCGGGGAUCAAACCCAAACAAGUGGUAGAACUGGGGGAGUUGCUGAUGGUGCGGUAUGCAGUGCAGGACAUGGCAGAGGAGGAUGAGGUCAGUAAAGGCCUGGGAGAAUGGGUUCAACGAGGCAAUGUGAUCUUUAAGAGCGUUGGGAUGGGAUUAAUGGAUCUCAUUACCGGGGAAGAUUUGGUGCGUUUGGCUCGCGAGCGACAGCUUGGGACGACGGUGGAAGAUUUCUAG